UUCGUGCUCUCGUCUGUGGAGUUCAAUUUCCAAUUUGUGCAUUUUUGAAUUAUAAUUUUAAGCAGAAAUGAAUAUUAUCCGGAGCUCGGUGUUAUGCCGUCUGUCCUCAAAUGUGCCGAAAUUUCUCUCGACGUCCUCCGUCAGACUGAACAGCUCCGAGAUUCCGAAGAACGUUAUCGCUGAUCUCUCGACGGCCCAGCAUCAGCAGCCCGAUGGGUUGGUGUACGAUAAGAAGCCGUUCAAGAUCGAUCUGGAAGAGGGCAAACGAUACUCGUGGUGCCUGUGCGGCAAGUCCAAGUCACAGCCCCUGUGCGACGGAACACACAAGCUGGUGCAGUACAAAAUUACGCUAAAGCCGGUGCGAUUCCAGGUGGAGAAAACCGGCACUUACUGGUUAUGCAACUGUAAGCACACCAAAAACCGUCCCUUCUGCGACGGCACUCACAAGAGUGAAGACAUCCAAUCAAAGGCUGGAAAGUGAGGGGUUUCUCGAGAAAAGUUUUGAGAUUUUUUGAGUUGAAAUAGAUGCAAUGUUUGACAUUGAAAA
Molecule: messenger RNA, 547 nt
Organism: Culex quinquefasciatus (southern house mosquito)
Lineage: Eukaryota; Metazoa; Arthropoda; Insecta; Diptera; Culicidae
Product: CDGSH iron-sulfur domain-containing protein 3, mitochondrial
Exons: 4
Coding region: 68-481 (137 amino acids)
Cellular component (GO): intracellular membrane-bounded organelle
Molecular function (GO): 2 iron, 2 sulfur cluster binding
Source: RefSeq, a predicted model, not a curated record